Molecule: messenger RNA, 847 nt
Organism: Schizophyllum commune H4-8
Lineage: Eukaryota; Fungi; Basidiomycota; Agaricomycetes; Agaricales; Schizophyllaceae
Exons: 3
Coding region: 188-757 (189 amino acids)
Source: RefSeq, a predicted model, not a curated record
CCUCCGCACACAAGAAACGAGCGUCAAGAUCCAUCGCGGCCUCCUCGCGAGACACUCGCGUCGAUCCCUCGAUCAAGAUGACAUUACACUGGACGGCGUCCAGGCGGAAGAACUGAUCGUACUGCUUGAACAUCUAUAUCAUGAUGUACCCUUGACGCGAGACUCACCGUUCCCUCGCGUUGCAGCGAUGCUGAGGGUGACGAGCCCCUCCGGCCUCGACCUGCCCAAGCUGCAUGAAUUCGCGUCCAACGUGUUCUCGGAUAUGUUUGCUAGCGGACCGCAACCAUUCACGCAUCCGGAAGAUCACCUGGUAGAUGCGUUGGCGUUGGCGCGCGAGCUCGAGCUGGAAGACUCUACACGCAAAGGCCUCCUCUAUAGCCUGCUGCACUCCGAUCACUUCCACACGACGGGGGACGCGUCUAUCGCAUCCGCCGACAAGGCCGUCCUCGACCGCCUCCUCGCGUCCAUGGUCGAUCACUUUACCCCCAUGUUAUUCACUCCCGCCGCCACACCUCACCGCGCCUGCACCGACGUGCUGGCCGAUACGUGGAUGGACCUUGUGAUAUCGCCUGCACUGAUGGAUGGCGGCGUGGGCCGGCCCCUAGAGACGCUGGAGCGCAUGAAGAACAUACCGUGGGCGGAGAAGGGCCUAUGCGCGGAGUGCGUGCAGGAGAAGGCGCAGGAAUGGACAGAGGAGCAGGAGAAUGUGUGGAAAAUGAUGGACGGGUGGUUAGACUUGAAGAAGAAGGUUGAAUGAUGCGGCUGGACGCGAACAUGCAAUGUCGCCCCCAAUGUAUUUCUAUUGAUCCGUAGACGUGUAUUACAGGACAGCAAGGCCGUUCAAGCU